Molecule: messenger RNA, 1856 nt
Organism: Neltuma alba
Lineage: Eukaryota; Viridiplantae; Streptophyta; Magnoliopsida; Fabales; Fabaceae
Product: UDP-xylose transporter 3
Exons: 8
Coding region: 437-1489 (350 amino acids)
Source: RefSeq, a predicted model, not a curated record
UGAUAAUAUGCAUCAAUUUAUUAUGAUAUGCUAAAUUUUAUUCGAAAGCGAAAACAAAACCCACUUCCAGUUUCCAAACACCUUCCUGGAAUUAGGAGCAAGACAACGAGAAAACGCAAUCACCGCCAGCUUCCUCUAAUUUCUCUUUUUCGAUAAAUCGUUAGGUUCAGCUUCAAUUUCCGUGAACUCUGUUUGGUCUCAGCUUCUCUGGUUGGCAUAGUGAUCAGUGACUGCCUUCCUACCUUGACUUCCGUGACCCAAUACUAUAGAUCACCCGUCGUUUCAUACAACCCAAUGAUCUGUUUCUAUCUAUAAUUGCCGGAUCUUAUCUUACAGGUUUUAUUUCUGUUAGUGGGAUAAACAUUACGUCAAGGCUCCUUUUAGUUUUACUGCUCAAUAUAUCUCGUCUCUAUCAGUUAUUGGAAAAAAGUCAAAGAUGGGGGAAGGAGAGAAAUUUCAGCUGGGGACUAUCGGGGCCUUAACUCUAUCUGUGGUGUCGUCGGUAUCGAUUGUAAUUUGCAAUAAAGCACUAAUGAGUACAUUGCAUUUUAUUUUUGCUACUACCUUGACAAGCUGGCAUCUUCUUGUCACAUUCUGUUCUCUCCAUGUGGCAUUAAAAUUGAAAUUCUUUGAGCACAAGCCUUUUGAACAGAAAGCUGUAGUGGGAUUUGGGAUUCUAAAUGGAAUCUCAAUCGGGCUUUUAAAUUUGAGUUUGGGCUUCAAUUCUGUUGGCUUUUAUCAGAUGACUAAGCUGGCUAUCAUUCCAUGUACUGUUUUCUUGGAGACCCUUUUUCUGGGAAAGAAAUUCAGUAAAAGCAUCCAACUUGCCCUUGCUAUCCUCCUUGCAGGUGUCGGGAUUGCGACAGUCACUGAUUUGCAGCUCAAUGCUCUGGGUUCUUUCUUAUCUCUUCUUGCAGUGAUCACAACAUGUGUUGCUCAGAUUAUGACAAAUACUAUUCAGAAGAAGUUUAAGGUUUCUUCCACUCAACUUCUGUACCAGUCAUGCCCAUAUCAAGCGGGAACCUUGUUAAUCUCUGGCCCAUUUCUGGAUAAAUUCUUGACCAACCAAAAUGUAUUUUCUUUCAAUUAUACAACACUGGUGGUGGCAUUCAUUGUUCUUUCCUGCCUUAUCUCAAUAUCUGUAAAUUUUAGUACAUUUCUUGUCAUUGGCAAGACAUCUCCUGUCACCUACCAGGUUCUCGGACACCUCAAGACAUGCCUUGUGUUAGCAUUUGGUUAUGUUUUACUCCAUGAUCCAUUCAGCUGGAGGAACAUCCUUGGGAUUUUGAUGGCCCUGAUUGGGAUGAUUCUGUAUUCUUACUUUUGCACCGUGGAGAAUCAGCAAAAAGCUGCUGAAGCAACAACACUAGCAUCCCAGUCGAAGGAAAGUGAAGCCGAGCCCCUGGUUAAUGUGGAAAAGGGAGGUGCAGGAGUAUUGGCUGAAACUGUUGGACCAAAAAAUCCUCUGUGGAUGAAGGAGAAAGACUAGUUUGUAUGUUUGAUGAAUCUGUAGGUAGGGCUUAUAGAGGAUUAAUAAUAUCGUUGGAAUUAGUAAGUUCUCUUAAACUUUAUAAUGGUUACAAGUAUGAAUUGCGUCUCUGGGUAGUAUAUAAAGUUUAGCACUAUAUGAGUUGAUAGCUAGCCAGCAGUAGUACUAAGGAAAAGUCUCAAUUCUAGGGGCUAAUUGACUAACAAAUAUGGCUCAUUCAGGCCAACCUUUGCUGGUGAUAGUUUUCAGGGGAUGUUAUACUCCUCUAUACAUAGAUGCAAAUUUUGAUUUUUCCCCUAAUAGCAUGUAGAUCUUUUUUGUUUGAUUUUCUGUUUAUGAUUCUGAUAUAUCAUAAUCGUGUUCCAUU